Molecule: messenger RNA, 777 nt
Organism: Tetrahymena thermophila SB210
Lineage: Eukaryota; Ciliophora; Oligohymenophorea; Hymenostomatida; Tetrahymenidae
Exons: 4
Source: RefSeq, a predicted model, not a curated record
AUGUGCUCUGAUAUGUGUGGUAAGUGUUUUGGUAGUUCGCCUAGAGAAUGCACUUAAUGCCCUUAAGAUUAAAUUUAUUUUACUGAAGCAUUUACUUGCUAGAAAGAUGAUAUCUAGUCAGAGGUGAGAAUAAAUAAUAUAAGUUUAGCAUGUAAUGUAAUUCACUGUUAAAAAUGCUAUGAUUUAGAUAUUUGUUUGUAAUGCGAUGAAGGGUACUUCUUAAAUGAAAAAGGGAAAUGUGGAAGUCAAUGUUUAGGGGAUUUGGUAGAAACGCUAGAGGGUUGUGAAUUUUCAUGCUAGACUACUCAAGAUUUUGAAGACAUUAAUACUGGAACUUGUGAAUUUAUAUAAAAUUGCCCUUCAUUUUACUAAAUAUCAGAGUAAUGUCUACAGAGUGUAAUUCUUUACACUCUAGUUAUUAGCAGUCACUUAUUUGUUUUUGAUAGUUAAGGACAAAUACUAAUUUAUUAUCUCCCUGAUAUAAUUUUUUAUACUUAAAUUUCUUUAGACAUUUAAAGUGAAGUUUUAGCAUAUUAUGAAGUCUUUGAAGAUAAUAUUAUUGUUAUAAUCACAGCUUAGACAGUUUACUAUUUAGAUUUGGUGAAUUAUGACAUCCAGUUUUUUUAAGCUCUUCCAUCACCAAUUGUAAAUCAAGAUUUUCAACUGGUAGGAAGUGAUUACAUUGUUUGGAGAACUCCUAUAAAUGGGAAUUUUAAAUUAUAUUCUACACAAUUAGUCUAAUUCGACUCUAUUGAACUUAGUAUUUUAUUUAUUUGA